UUUUUUAUUUUUAUUUUUGCUUUUUUGCUUACUGUACAUUCACGCUCGGAGCCACUCCAAUUCCGAAGGUUAACGUUUUUUUUUUUGACUGACUGGAAGCAACAUGGAGCCUAGCCAUCCGACUGAAGACAAAAUGGAAGUAGCCCAACCAGCAUCACGCGAAGAGCUACACGAAUACUCGCGCAAGCUGGCGAUAGAUGCCAAAGCGCUGGAAGGACCGCGGACCCAGACGGUGCAGGCAUACCAACAGGCUGAACAUGAACUGCAACCUAAAGCACAGCUAGAGAGACUGACGGCCUGUGGCCAAGCCACACACACUGCACUAUGCCCACCGCACUCGAUUAUGGAAAGUGCCAAUACUGAUAAGCCAAGCAUUGUGCCAUGGGACCCGCACAUACGCCAUCCGACAGAGGAAAACAAGAGGGAUUUCCGCAUACCACUCUUCCUGUACAAGUUCCAGAAGAUACUAUAUGCCAAUGGCCUUCAGCCUGACCACCACUGGACCCGACUACUACCCAUAUGUCUCGAGAUCGAGGAGGACCUCUGGCUGCGCACCCACGUGUCAUGUGACUUGAGUUGGAAGCAAGCCAGACAAGCCAUCCUAGACCAUUUAGCCGAUGAAAAAGCCAUGCGCAAGUACUGCAAGGAACUGUUCAGCUGCAGGCAAGAGGCUGGUGAGUCAGCUGCUCAAUUUGCAUGCCGAUUUCGCAGCAUUGCGCUCAAAGCCGGUGGUAAAGAUAAGGACACCCUCCUUAUUAACAGACUGCUUGACCUGUUGCCCGAAAGCAUCAGCUAUAUAUUACUGGCAAGGGGGCACCAAGGAGUCCGAGGCAACACACUCAUUAAUAUCGUCCAGCAGCUCAGGGCCAUGGAUAUUGCAGACAAGCCAACCCCGACUUCGUCAGCACUACUGAAAAAGAGCCCACGCAGAAGGAGCAGGAAUGGUGACAAUGGCAGACAGUGUCAGAAUUUGUGAUUCUCUGAGUGUCUAUAAUCUUUUCUUUCCUCAUCGGGUCCAUAUGCCAUCACAACCAUAGACUCCGAUCCUCCUUUGAGAUCUCUCUCUUCUCCACUCUCGAUUUUCUUCUUAGAACUUCAUUCUCUUCUUAUUCAUAGCUCUAUCUUUUUCUGGCUGCUUACAGCCCGCUCCUUAUUCAAUACAGCAAUUAUCUGGCUGACUCAGCCCAAACCACUCGCUGAAACUCGUCACCUUUCAUCAAUUUAGAUCAUUAUUCAUGUAGUACGGCCAAAGAGGAGGGUUGAAUAAAAGGAACGAAGAAACGACGGGAUGAAGAAUUAAUUAGUUUGCAGUAAUCACAUAUUGAGUUUCUAAUAGCAU
Linderina pennispora is the source of this 1339-nucleotide messenger RNA. RefSeq lists its product as uncharacterized. NCBI's taxonomy places the organism in Eukaryota, Fungi, Kickxellomycota, Kickxellomycetes, Kickxellales, Kickxellaceae. The transcript is spliced from 5 exons. The coding region runs from base 104 to 976 and encodes 290 amino acids. The record is from RefSeq and is a predicted model, not a curated record.